Chaetomium strumarium is the source of this 1105-nucleotide messenger RNA. RefSeq names its product uracil phosphoribosyltransferase-domain-containing protein. NCBI's taxonomy places the organism in Eukaryota, Fungi, Ascomycota, Sordariomycetes, Sordariales, Chaetomiaceae. The transcript is spliced from 4 exons. The record is from RefSeq and is a predicted model, not a curated record. Gene Ontology annotation, cellular component: cytoplasm. Bases 318 to 1055 code for a protein of 245 amino acids.
GGUUACCUGUGUAGGAACUUUAUCGCUGUGUGGGGUUGUUGACGUGGAUUUUGCGUCCACAUAGUUGAGGGCUGAAGGGCAAGUGACUUUGCCUUAUCCGGAUACCAGACCUCUGCUUCCAGAACCUGACGCAGUCUGAACAGCUCAGUUGUUCCAUACCAUAACCAUCUGAACACUGUGCUUAUUUUUGGGUAGAUUUUGUAACAGUUAGGCAGUGGCACCAAUCCGUCUCCUAAUCUGGAGUUCUGCAAAACAUUCAAACUUCUGUUUUCUUCGGUGUUUCCCCUUUGGCUCACGAUAAGACUUCAGCGACCACAAUGCCCGACGUCAGACCUAAACCGGUUCCGACCCAGUGUGUCGGCCCUGACUACCGCUCAGAAAGCCAGAAACCCACGGCGGCGGUCUCGGUCGGCGUAGAGUUUGACACCGUCACUGUCCUACCUCAGACCCCGCAGCUCAUUGCGCUGCUCUCGAUCAUUCGCGAUAAGGAUACCCAGCGAGGCGACUUCAUCUUUUACUCCAACAGGAUUAUUCGUCUCCUGGUGGAGGAAGGCCUCAACCACCUCCCCACCGUUGAGCACACAGUCACGACCCCAGUUGGGCGGCCCUACGAUGGGCUAUCAUUCCAGGGCAAGAUUUGCGGCGUCUCAAUCAUGCGGGCUGGCGAGGCAAUGGAGCAGGGUCUGAGGGAGUGCUGCCGAUCAGUGAGAAUCGGCAAGAUCCUGAUCCAGAGGGACGAGGAGACGGCCCGGCCGAGGCUCUUCUACGACAAGCUUCCGGAGGAUAUCGCCAACAGAUGGGUCCUCCUGCUCGAUCCCAUGCUUGCGACAGGUGGCUCUGCUAUCAUGGCUGUCGACGUACUCAAGUCGCGGGGCGUGCCCGAGGAACGCAUUCUAUUCCUCAACGUGCUCGCGAGCCCCGAGGGUAUCCGGAACUUUGCGACCAAGUUCCCCAACGUUCGGCUAGUGACCGCAUUUGUUGACCAGGGGCUUGACGAUAAGAACUACAUCAUUCCAGGGCUUGGCGAUUUUGGCGACAGGUACUAUACCCGGUGAGGCAUGACAUGAUACCGAUAGCAUUGCGUUACAGCAGAAAGAAACGACAU